UCUAGUUAAACCAUUAGGCGAAGAUGGCAGAGAAGCUAAAAGUUCUUCUGAUUCUGGGGAGUAUUCGGGACGGACGACAAGGACUCAGGGUUGUCAAAUUCAUGAGGAGGAAAUUAGAGGAACGGAAUUUCGACGUCACAUUAUUUGAUCCUUUGGAGAUGAAUUUCCCUAUGGUGACACAACCAGUACAUUUUUAUGGUCCGGAAAGAAAAAAAGCUCCUAAAAUUCUGGUAGAAAACGAAAAGUACGUCAAGGAGGCGGACGCUUACGUCAUUGUGUCUGCGGAGUAUAAUCACAAUGUCCCACCGGCACUGACCAAUUUACUGGACGCCUUUCCUGGCAGUGCCUACUCCUUUAAACCAAGUGGACUUGUUACAUAUUCCCAGGGUCAGUUUGGUGGAAUGCGAGCUGCCAUGGCUUUGAGAGCAAUCACUGGAGAACUAGGCUGUCUUAGUGUAUCAAACAUUUUUGGAAUUCCUACCGUGCAACAUGCAUUUGAUCCUGAAGGUAAUCCCCAAAAUAGCCACAUGGAAUCAGGAGCCAAGAAAAUGUUAGACCAAUUAGAAUGGAUGGCCAAGGCAAUGAAGAACCACAGGGACAAAUUUGGAGUGCCCAGUUAACAGUCAUCAAUAUUAACAUAUUUUUUAUCAUGACAUAAUAGAGUUUUGUAUGACAAAAUUUUUUACUUUCAAUUUACACGUAGAUCUGAUUUUAUAGAUGUUUUGUUAAUACAUUAUUUUUGAAAAAUAAAAGUUUAACAUUUA
This is a messenger RNA of Saccostrea echinata, 764 nucleotides long. Its product is annotated as quinone reductase-like. Gene Ontology annotation, cellular component: cytosol. Gene Ontology annotation, molecular function: oxidoreductase activity; FMN binding. Lineage: Eukaryota; Metazoa; Mollusca; Bivalvia; Ostreida; Ostreidae. The record is from RefSeq and is a predicted model, not a curated record. The transcript has 3 exons. Bases 24 to 620 code for a protein of 198 amino acids.